AUGCCGUCCACUCUGCAAGGCCAACCAUUAGAGCUGGAUGCAGUCAUUGCCGGGGCAGGGUUCUCCGGGAUCUACAUUCUUCAUCGUCUCAGGGAUGAAUUAAAAUUAAACGUCAAAAUCCUCGAAGCUGGCCCCGAUAUAGGUGGGACAUGGUAUUGGAACACCUACCCCGGGGCUCGCGUGGAUUGUCCCGCCCCGGUAUAUGCAUUUGGGAUAGAAGAAGUCUGGAAGAACUGGACUUGGUCAGAGUUGUACCCAGAGCAGAAAGAGUUGGGCGCUUAUUUCCGCCACGUCGACGACGUGCUUUCGGUGAGGAAGGACUGCAUUUUCAACGCGCGGAUCACUGCGGGCCAUUUCAAUCCUAUCGAUGGAAAGUGGACGGUGCAGACCGAAAACGGCAUCACGGUCGUUGCAAAGUACUUUGUUCCGGCAAUCGGCUUCACAGCCCAGCAGUACGUACCCGAUUGGAAAGGCUUAGAGGAUUUCCAGGGCACCAUUCACCAUACCUCGACCUGGCCGCAGGAGCCUGUCGAUGUUCGAGGCAAGCGCGUCGCGGUCAUCGGCACCGGAUCGACGGGACUACAGAUUACCCAGGAAUGGGCCAAGGACGCUGCUGAGACCUUUGUCUUCCAGCGAACCCCGAAUCUCGCCCUGCCUAUGUGCCAGCAGAAGCUGGACGAACAUAGCCAAAGGCAGAUGCGAGAUGAGACGGCCGAUCUCUUCGACCGUUCCAGGAAGACCUCGGGCGGUUUGCCAUAUGAAUCGCCGGCAAGGAAAUUCGCUGAGUUCUCCCCGGAUGAGAUUGCCAAAAUCUUGGAAGGGCUUUAUGAGAGCGGAGGCUUUCGAUAUUGGGCAGGAGGGUACAUCGACCUUCUUCUGAACCCCGAGGGAAACCGCGCGGCGUAUGACUACUGGGCCAAGCGAACCCGCGAGCGCAUCCACGACCCGGUCAAACGCGACUUGUUGGCACCUCUAGAGCCACCCCAUCCAUUUGGUACUAAGCGUCCCUCGCUGGAACAGGACUACUACGAGCAGUUCAAUAAGCCUAAUGUCCACCUCGUCAACACAAAGGCGUAUCCAAUCGUGCAGCUAACACCGCAAGGUAUCAUGACCGACGAUGGCAAUAUAUACGAGGUGGACAUUAUCGCUCUUGCAACAGGCUUUGACGCGACGACCGGCGGUCUAGCCAAAAUGGGCAUCCGAGACGUGAAUGGCGUGGAACUGGGUGAGCGCUGGCGAGACGGGGUCUUGAGCUUCCAGGGCCUUAUGGUGCCAGGCUUUCCUAACAUGUUCCUACCGUACUCUAUCCAUGCUCCGACCCCAUUCUCGAACGGCCCGGUGGGAAUUGAGUUCCAAGCAGACUUCAUUCGGGAUAUUAUAAAGAAGAUAGAGGGAGAGAAAAUCAAAUUUAUCGACCCGCGUCCCGAAGCGGCUCAAGCAUGGAAGACUGAGAUGGAAUUCAUCGCCAAUAUGACGCUAUUUCCGAAGACGAAGUCGUGGUACAUGGGGGCUAAUAUCCCAGGCAAAAAGGCAGAGUUACUCUACUAUUUUGGUGGAAUACCGCGCUAUCGAGAGAGGUGUGUAGAGGCUUUUAAUGUGUUCUCGGAGACUUUUAUACUAUGCUAG
Messenger RNA from Penicillium cataractarum, 1626 nucleotides. Its product is annotated as flavin-containing monooxygenase. NCBI's taxonomy places the organism in Eukaryota, Fungi, Ascomycota, Eurotiomycetes, Eurotiales, Aspergillaceae. The record is from RefSeq and is a predicted model, not a curated record. The coding region runs from base 1 to 1626 and encodes 541 amino acids. Gene Ontology annotation, molecular function: oxidoreductase activity. The transcript has a single exon.